GGUUUCACCUUAAAAUGGGAUUACAGGCACUUCCGAUGGAAAUUAUUUUUCCCAUUCUUGCAAUCUUUGGAAUUCCUGCGAACCUGAUGACAAUGUUGAUUCUUUCUCAAGAGAAGUGCGGACUUUCCAGAGGAAUCACUCGUUAUAUGACUGCCAUGGCAACAUGAGAUCUGAUGGUCAUUGUCUUCAAUGUGAUUGUGAGCCAAAUCAUUAAUUAUCAUUUCCCGAGCUCGCUGCUGAACUACACUCCUGUCUGCAGACUCAGUGCUUUCCUGCAAGGGCUGAGCAUCCAACUCUCCACCUGGUUUACCACAGCCUUCACCUUUGACCGCUUUGUAGCAAUUUGCCUCAACAAAUUAAAGAUGAGAUAUUGCACUGAAAGAAUGGCCAACGUGGUCAUAUGCACCAUAACUGUGCUUAUCAUUUUGGUCAACAUUCCCUUGUCUUUUCGCUACAAAUCCACUUACAUUCUUAACAAAGUGCAGUGGGGCUGCCAGACCAUUACUGGUUACCUGACUUCACCGAUUUGGGCUGCUCAUCGGUGGGUGACCAGUUUCUCAAGCACAUUUCUUCCUAUUCCCCUGUUCCUGUUGUUGAAUUCUCUUACUGCCCGGCACAUCCUAGUAGCCAACAGAGCUCGCCGAGCCCUGAAGAGUAGCAGCAGUGAUGGCGUUGGGAAGCUGAGCAGCGACCAUGAACUGAAGAGUAGGAGGACCUCCAUUGUUUUGCUUUUCACCAUCUCUGGGAGCUUUGUAGUGCUGUCGGUGCCCAUCUCUGUCAUCCACAUUUGUGUCGGCUUCACCAGCCUUCUGGCUUACCAAGGUUCAACCUCAUUCUCUUUGGCACUUAGGGCAACGUUCCUGCUGAUGUGCACCAGCUCCUGCACAAACACUUGUAUUUACACACUGACCCAAAGGAGAUUCAGAGAGGAGAUGAAGAAUCUGGUGAAAUCUCCCUAUUCUCUGCUGCGUAAGCUACACAAAUAAUUUAUAUUUGCCGGGCGAGGUGGUGAUCAAGUGAUAAUCUCAGUGGGUCAGUAAUCCUGAAGCCGAACCUAUCAACCCAUGAACACAGUUUCAAAUCAUGUCUUGCCAAUUAGUGAAAUUCCCAGUCAAUAAAAAUCUCACAUAACGGUGAUUAUGUAGCCAAUCAUAAUUAUCAAGUCUGAAGGUUAAUUGUCAUCUCAGAGUUCAUGCCCUUCAGGGAAGGUUUUCUACCCUCUUUGUCCACACACGUGAAAUCAGGCCCACAGCCAACUGCUCAAGAGAUGCUUACUGAGUUGGUAAUGACCAUGUCUCCAACUGUAGAAAAUACAUUUGGACAUCAUUUGUUUUUAUAAUUUUCAAUGUAACACAUUUGAUCGUAAACGCUUGGGCUAAGCUCCACCUGCUCCAGCAUUGCAGUAUAAUAUACAUGACCAGGCUGGUUCAAAUAUCAGCAGAUGCUGGGACUUCCAGUAAUUUUACACCAUACCUUAGUGAGACCACAAUUGCAGAGUUUGAUCGGUUUUCACAGUUUGGCUGUCAUACAGAUUGUGUUGAAGAGGUUCCCACCCUGCCUUGUUCACUCACAGAAUGAGGGUUGGGCCAGCAUCCCCAGAGGGCGGUCCAGAGUAAACCACAUUUAGCCAGGCCAGGUGAGGAUGAAUAGAGAGUAAAAUUUCAAUCUUUGAAAAGAGGUUUAGACAGAUUCUUGAAUAGGAAAGCUUCAGUGGGAUAUGGGCCAAAUACUUGCAAAUGAAACGAGUUUAGUUUUGGCAACCAGAUUGGCAUGGAGGAGUUGGACUCUAGGGCCUUUUUCCGUGCUAUAUGACAUUCUGACGUUAUGACUGCUCUUGUCUCUGUGUAGUUGUGAAUGAUGUGGAACAUUAUGCAAUGAACAACAAUAACAGCAUCAACAAAAUCUGACAUUUUGACCUUACGGUGGUGAGAAGGUCAUUGACAAACCAGCUUCAACUGCUGGAAUCUGAUAACUCAAUCAUUUGGCCAAGCGAUUUUAUGGAAAUCUGAAGUUAGAUUAAAAAAUUAGAAUGGUUCUGUUGGUUAGUCUCGAAAGAAUUUCCUUCCACACUGAUUAGUGUGAAAUAUCCUACCCAUCCUCAGUGUGACUGACGAGCACUGCAGUAAAAUGCAAGAAGGAAUGCACAGACUGUUCGGAGGCGUGGAAUAGACAAAUGAAAACUAUGGCAGAAAAUCUGAAGAAAUGGACUUGAUGAGGGACAAUGGCAACAAGGCAAGCAUUUACCAUAGUUCUAGAUCCAUAUUGCAUUUUACAGCAAUAUGACUUAACAAUCUUUUCAUAAGUGGUACUUUGGGAAUUCAUGAUGAUAAUACGACUGGAUUCCACAUUAAGCUUGAGAGAGUCUUAAUGAGUCGAAUGCAAAACCUUAAACUUGUAUUUGAACAAAGCCAAUUGUAUGCAU
Molecule: messenger RNA, 2422 nt
Organism: Stegostoma tigrinum
Lineage: Eukaryota; Metazoa; Chordata; Chondrichthyes; Orectolobiformes; Stegostomatidae
Product: P2Y purinoceptor 6-like
Exons: 2
Coding region: 174-986 (270 amino acids)
Biological process (GO): G protein-coupled receptor signaling pathway
Cellular component (GO): membrane
Molecular function (GO): G protein-coupled receptor activity
Source: RefSeq, a predicted model, not a curated record